This is a messenger RNA of Aedes aegypti (yellow fever mosquito), 1631 nucleotides long. RefSeq lists its product as uncharacterized. Lineage: Eukaryota; Metazoa; Arthropoda; Insecta; Diptera; Culicidae. Bases 300 to 1382 code for a protein of 360 amino acids. Gene Ontology annotation, molecular function: structural constituent of chitin-based larval cuticle. The transcript is spliced from 2 exons. The record is from RefSeq and is a predicted model, not a curated record. Gene Ontology annotation, cellular component: chitin-based extracellular matrix.
UGGGCCGCCCAGUUAUUGUUUUUUGAAACGGCGACUGACGAGGUCGUUUCCUUAUAGGCAGGGUUGGAAGAACUUUUAUAUUCGCGAAUUACAUUCGAGCAGAAGGUGGAAACAGGCACACACUGAGCGACCUUGAAAAGUGUUAAUUUAAGGGACAAGGGUGAAGAACCGACGAGUCCAGGAAAGUGAGUGCGGCGAAAAGAUCGAAGGAAAAUUCCAGCAAAAAGGAAGAGUGAUUAAAUCUUUAAUUAAAAGUCAAGGUCGGAGCUGAUUUUGCCGAAUCCACGGGAGACGAAGUGAUGCUGCGGAUUUUAUUGGUUCUAGCGGUCACCGCGCCGGCUCUGCUGCUGGCCGGUCGCAUCCAGCUGGUCAACCUUGAACCCGAAGAAGCUCAGCGGUACAUUACACAGCAGAGUUUAGAUCUGCGCUACGCCAAGAAGCUGGGUGAACAUCCACUCGGAUACUUCCGAAACGUUCAGGAUCCGGAAGCCAAAUUCUACCAUAAUGGACGAUUGAUCGAUAAUCCGGAAGAUUACGUUGAGGAAGCGUACGAGGCGUCCCAGUUCCAUGGGCAGGACGGUCUUGGACGGGCCAUGUUCGGUUACACCGAUCACAACCAGGCACGUCUGGAGGCUCGCAAUGCCAACGGAGAAGUUCGUGGCUCAUACCAGUACGUUGAUCCUUUCGGUCAGGAAGUUGUGGUCCAGUACUGGUCCGAUAGCUUGGGAUUCCAUCAGUUUGACAACCGUCCAGAAGUGGUGCUGGAACCAGUAACCGAAACUCCAGAAGUGCGCGAAGCCCGCAUCGCCCACUUGAAGGCUUGGGAGGAGGCUGCCCAGCUCUCACGCUCCGGAAAACCAAUCAACAGCGUCAACAACAAACCAGUUCAGAACUCCGUCGAUGAAGAAGAAGAUGAAAUUGUGGGAGCUCUAUCCAACCAACAUCAGGCUCUCGCUCGGUACCCAAGCCUACCUUACACGGAUCACAUUUCACCGAACAACGCCCCAGCUGCGUCCAACGAUGCCGUGGUUGUAGAAGCCCAGCGUAACCUCAAGAAACGCCAAAAUGAAGAAUCUGUCCAAGGAGCCACCGAUGAAGAAGAAGAACCCAAAUACGACCCAAAGGGAUUCUUCUACAGCUUCGAGUACCCAGUGUACAACAUUGUCCAGUCGGAAGCCGCUCGAGCUCGCUCGCAGAAGGUCAAGCGAUCGAACCAACCAGAAACCGAAGGAACCGUUGAAGAACCUCAACCAGUGGUCAAAGGCAGCCCCGUCGAAGACAACCGAGUAUCGCUGAAAGCCAUCCAAAACGGAGAACAGCUGGUAGCGGCAGUUCACGAUGUGCAGGUGUCCCCAAAGCAGAAACUCAACACAGAACAGUAAACCGACCACAAGCUCCAUAUCCACAAAUUUGCCAUAUUUUUUGUGUUAGUCAAAAAGCAGAGCAAAUCGAUCUCCUUCCUCGGAAAUUCCAACGAAAAAAAAAACACGAACAAACUGAAGAUGAGUGUGCACCGGGCACAAGUGUGUAAAAAUGAACAAAACAGAAAUGCAUAAGACUUGAAUAAAUUGCUUGCGAACGGGCAAGACUACUCAACGCGGAACCAGACAAUAAAGUAAUAUGAAAAAAUA